AGGGUUGGGGACGCCUGCCCAGCCUGGCCCGGUCGGGGCGGGCUGGCGCGGGGGGCGGGGGCGGGGAGGCUCCAGGUUCCCGGGGCCGCCGCGGAGAGGAAGUUCCGGGACCCUCCCUGCUCGCGUGCCCACCUCCGCUUCCUGCCUCAGCCUCACCUUGUCCCUGGCGCCUGGACUCCCCCGAAGCGCGGGGGAAUGUGACCUUUACUCGGGGAGCCUGGCCCUGCAGGCCCCGGCUGCCCUCUGUGUGUGUGGGGUCCCCUAAGUCCUCAGGUCCUGCCCCAGUCCCCCCCAGCAGGCCGGGACCGUGGCCCCCCGCGAGGGGGACAGGGCCUGGGCACUGUGGCCUUCCCUGCAGGGCGCGCACCAUGGCCCCGCCGCUCCUGCUGCUGCUGCUGGCCAGCGGAGCGGCCGCCUGCCCACUGCCCUGCGUGUGCCAGAACCUGUCCGAGUCGCUCAGCACCCUCUGCGCCCACCGAGGCCUGCUGUUCGUGCCCCCCAACGUGGACCGGCGCACGGUGGAGCUGCGGCUGGCCGACAACUUCAUCCAGGCCUUGGGGCCGCCCGACUUCCGCAACAUGACCGGGCUGGUGGACCUGACUCUGUCCCGCAACGCCAUCACCCGCAUCGGGGCGCGCGCCUUCGGGGACCUGGAGAGCCUGCGCUCCCUGCACCUGGACGGCAACCGGCUGGCCGAGCUGGGCGCGGGCAGCCUGCGAGGCCCCGUCAACCUGCAGCACCUCAUCCUCAGCGGCAACCAGCUGGGCCGCAUCGCGCCCGGCGCCUUCGACGACUUCCUCGAGAGCCUGGAGGACCUGGACCUGUCCUACAACAACCUGCGCCAGGUGCCCUGGGCCGGCAUCGGCGCCAUGCCCGUGCUGCACACGCUCAACCUGGACCACAACCUCAUCGACGCGCUGCCGCCCGGCGCCUUCGCGCAGCUGGGCCAGCUCUCGCGCCUGGACCUCACCUCCAACCGCCUGGCCACGCUGGCGCCCGACCCGCUCUUCUCGCGCGGCCGCGACGCCGCCGCCUCGCCCGCGCCCCUGGUGCUGAGCUUCAGCGGGAACCCGCUGCACUGCAACUGCGAGCUGCUGUGGCUGCGGCGGCUGGCUCGGCCCGACGACCUGGAGACGUGCGCGUCGCCGCCGGGCCUGGCCGGGCGCUACUUCUGGGCCGUGCCCGAGGCCGAGUUCUCCUGCGAGCCGCCGCUCAUCGCCCGCCACACGCAGCGCCUCUGGGUGCUGGAGGGCCAGCGGGCCACGCUGCGCUGCCGCGCCCUGGGGGACCCUGCGCCCACCAUGCACUGGGUGGGCCCCGACGACCGGCUGGUGGGCAACUCCUCGCGGGCGCGCGCCUUCCCCAACGGGACCCUGGAGCUCGGGGUGACCGGCGCCGGCGACGCGGGGGCCUACACCUGCAUCGCCACCAACCCUGCGGGCGAGGCCACGGCCCGCGUGGAGCUGCGGGUGCUGGCCCUGCCCCACGGCGGCAACGGCAACGGCAGCGGCAGCGCCGACGGGGGCCGCCCCGGGCCCUCGGACAUCGCCGCCUCGGCCCGCACCGCCGCGGAGGGCGAGGGGACGCCGGAGGCGGAGCCCAGCGUGCAGGUGACGGAGGUGACGGCCACCUCGGGGCUGGUGAGCUGGGGGCCGGGGCGGCCGGGGGAGCCCGUGUGGAUGUUCCAGAUCCAGUACAACAGCAGCGAGGACGAGACGCUCAUCUACCGGAUCGUCCCCGCGUCCAGCCACCACUUCCUGCUGAGGCACCUGGUCCCCGGGGCCGACUACGACCUCUGCCUGCUGGCCCUGUCGCCCGCCGCGGGCCCGUCCGACCUCACGGCCACACGGCUGCUGGGCUGCGCCCACUUCGCCACGCCGCCCGCCACGCCGCUGUGCCAUGCCCUGCAGGCCCACGUGCUGGGCGGGACCCUGACUGUGGCCGUGGGGGGCGUGCUGGUGGCCGCCUUACUGGUCUUCACUGUGGCCUUGCUGGUUCGGGGCCGGGGGGCCGGGAAUGGCCGCCUCCCCCUCAAGCUCAGCCACGUCCAGUCUCAGACCAACGGGGGGCCCAGCCCCACGCCCAAGAGCCGCCCGCCGCGGAGCCCUCCGCCUCGCCCCCAGCGCAGCUGCUCCCUGGACCUGGGCGACGCCGGCGGCUGCUACGGCUACGCCAGGCGCCUCGGCGGGGCCUGGGCGCGGCGGAGCCACUCAGUGCAUGGGGGACUGCUGGCGGCGGGGUGCCGGAGGGUGGGGGGCAGCGCCGAACGGCUAGAAGAGAGUGUGGUUUAAGGCAAGGAGCCAGCCUGGCGGGGGAGCCAGCCUGCCGGCAGCCCCCGGGGCCCUCCGUACCUCAAGCCCCCUCCGUGGCAGGAGGGCCCUUCCCUGGCCCUUGCGGUGCUCACAGCUGCGGACAUGGGGCCGCCCCGCGGGAGUUUGUGAUUUAUAAUAAAACUGAUGGGGAUACCCCA
This is a messenger RNA of Suncus etruscus (white-toothed pygmy shrew), 2470 nucleotides long. It is a transcript of the gene LRFN4, whose product is annotated as leucine rich repeat and fibronectin type III domain containing 4. The coding region runs from base 369 to 2291 and encodes 640 amino acids. The record is from RefSeq and is a predicted model, not a curated record. NCBI's taxonomy places the organism in Eukaryota, Metazoa, Chordata, Mammalia, Eulipotyphla, Soricidae. Gene Ontology annotation, molecular function: protein binding. The transcript is spliced from 2 exons.